Molecule: messenger RNA, 1411 nt
Organism: Panthera uncia (snow leopard)
Lineage: Eukaryota; Metazoa; Chordata; Mammalia; Carnivora; Felidae
Gene: YWHAZ
Product: tyrosine 3-monooxygenase/tryptophan 5-monooxygenase activation protein zeta
Exons: 7
Coding region: 577-1314 (245 amino acids)
Biological process (GO): signal transduction
Cellular component (GO): cytoplasm
Source: RefSeq, a predicted model, not a curated record
UUGGAUGGAAAAAUCUGAUCUACGAGAAACGAGUCAGUACGGUCCAACCUCCGCUCUUUGCCUCUCUUCGUGUUACGGUUUCCAGGAUCACCCGAACCCUCCAUCUAAGAGAGCUGCCGUCUCCUCUCGGGAGUUGUAGGCUUUCUGAAAGCGGCGGCCUCUCCUUCCAGGCCUCACCUCCCGCCAGCUCCGCCCCGCCCGACCCACCUCACCCCCGCUUCGCGCCCCCAUUGUCCCCUCGCAGCUGUCACAGCGCGCACAUCCCGAGGCCCCGAUUGGAAAACCUUCCCGUCACUCAGCCCACACUCCGGGGCCGGACGCCUCACUCCCUAUUCCGAGCCUUAAAAGGUCUAAGGCCGCUUUCCGCGAGCCAGCAGCGUUUGACGUCAUCGUGCGUGUGGUGCCCCUGCUGCCGGGGCUGGUGAUUGGAGGAAACCCCGUGUCUGCGGAGCGGCUGUAGCCUGUGAGCAGCGAGAUCCAGGGACAGAGUCUCAGCCUCGCCGCUGCCGCCCAGAGACUGCUGAGCCCCCGUCCGUCCGUCCGCCGCCACCCACUCCGGGCACAGAACAUCCAGUCAUGGAUAAAAAUGAGCUGGUGCAGAAGGCCAAGCUGGCCGAGCAGGCUGAGCGAUAUGAUGACAUGGCAGCCUGCAUGAAGUCUGUAACUGAGCAAGGAGCUGAAUUAUCCAAUGAGGAGAGGAAUCUUCUCUCAGUUGCUUAUAAAAAUGUUGUAGGAGCCCGUAGGUCAUCUUGGAGGGUCGUCUCAAGUAUUGAGCAAAAGACGGAAGGUGCUGAGAAAAAACAGCAGAUGGCUCGAGAAUACAGAGAGAAAAUUGAGACCGAGCUCAGAGAUAUCUGCAAUGAUGUACUGUCUCUUUUGGAAAAGUUUUUGAUCCCCAAUGCUUCACAAGCAGAGAGCAAAGUCUUCUAUUUGAAAAUGAAAGGAGACUACUAUCGUUACUUGGCUGAGGUUGCUGCUGGUGAUGACAAGAAAGGGAUUGUGGAUCAGUCACAACAAGCAUACCAGGAAGCUUUUGAGAUCAGCAAAAAGGAAAUGCAACCAACACACCCCAUCAGAUUGGGUCUGGCCCUUAACUUCUCUGUGUUCUAUUAUGAGAUUCUGAACUCCCCGGAGAAAGCCUGCUCUCUUGCAAAGACAGCUUUUGAUGAAGCCAUUGCUGAACUCGAUACAUUAAGUGAAGAGUCCUACAAAGACAGCACGCUAAUAAUGCAAUUACUGAGAGACAACUUGACAUUGUGGACAUCGGAUACCCAAGGAGAUGAAGCUGAAGCAGGAGAAGGAGGGGAAAAUUAACCGGCCUUCCAACUUUUGUCUGCCUCAUUCUAAAAUUUACACAGUAGACCAUUUGUCAUCUAUGCUGUCCCACAAAUAGUUUUUUGUUUACGAUUUA